AAGUCAGAACUAACUCGCUACUUGACAGCGCGCCUUUAAACAGAAACAAGAUAAGCUAUCCAAAUAGUUUGAACUGAUACGACUCAAAAGGUCGUGUCAAGGGUUAAAGCCGCUUUCAGCAUCCUAAGUUAGAAUUGUUCUACAAAACUUUUCCUUGUGAAAUCAUUUAGACAGCAAUCGUGACAUUACGGUACAGGACACCUGCUGUCUUGGGUAGGAUUUUAUUCAGACGACGACGAACGUUCACGAAUGUCAAAAAUGAAGGAUUCGCAAUAUGAAGCUGUCCAAACCGGCGAUAACCACGAGGUGAUCAUUCCAAUGACUGCCCCCUCAUCACAGAAAAUUACAUAUAGUUGGGAAAAUUUGACGGCUUACGUCAACAUGCCAUCCGGUAGUUGCUUUAGUAGCUUGUGCAAAAAAUCGCCACCGAUUCAAAAAAAGAUUUUAGAUAAUGUUAGUGGGGUUAUUCAACAAGGAGAGUUCUUGGCUAUUAUGGGGGCUAGUGGAGCCGGAAAGACUACUCUUCUGAAUUGUUUGACGUUCCGUAAUACGGGAAAGCUCAGCAUUAUUGGAGAAAGAUUCCUAAAUGGUUCUGUCGUUAAUCCUGACUCACUUGCCCGUAUCUCUAGUUACAAUCAACAAAACGACCUCUUUGUUGGUACACUAACUGUUAAAGAGACUCUUCGCUUUCAGGCUUUACUUCGAAUGGAUAAGCAUUUAACAUACGCCGAGCGCAUGAAUCGAGUUGAGGAAGUAAUUGGUGAACUAGGGCUGACCAAGUGUGCAGACACUCUGAUUGGUGAGCCAGAAAGAGCUAUUAAAGGCAUUUCUGGUGGUGAAAAGAAACGAUUGGCUUUUGCUACGGAGAUUCUUACCAAUCCCCAGCUUAUAUUUUGUGACGAACCUACUUCGGGGCUUGAUUCUUACAUGGCUCAAAAUAUCAUUGAGGUUCUUAAAAACAUGGCCAACAAAGGUAAAGUUGUCGUUUGCACCGUUCAUCAGCCGUCAUCUCAAGUGUUCGCUAUGUUCGAUCACGUUUUGCUAAUGGCCGAAGGGCGAGCGGCCUUCAUGGGUCCUACGAGCAAAGCUCUUGAUUUCUUCUCAAGUCAGGGUCUGCCGUGCCCACCGAAUCACAAUCCGAGUGAUUUUUAUAUCCACGCAUUGGCUUCAAUCCCCGGUCAAGAAGAGGAAUCAAGUAAAAAGAUAAAAGAAAUUUGUGAUGCAUUUGAAUCCUCCGAAAUGGGGAAGGAUGUUCUGCAAAUGGUGAAAGAUAAUCAGCCCGUUGCAGCCAACACGAAUGGUGGUGAUUCGGUCUCAACUCCAUCAAACAUUCAAUUCAAACGGUCUCCCUACAAAGCUUCAUGGCCAACACAGUUUAGUACUGUACUUUGGAGAUCUUGGACUACAGUCCUUAGGGAACCACGCGUUCUUCGUAUGAAGGCCGUUCAGACUAUGUUUGUUGCAGCUUUACUUGCUCUAAUUUACAAAGGGCAAACUAUAACUGAUGCUGACGACAUCAUGAAUAUUAACGGAGCUCUUUUCAUCCUCUUGACCAACGCCACUUUUCAGAAUGUUUACGCUGUGGUUAACGUUUUUGCCAUGGAACAACCGAUGUUCUUGCGUGAUCACUUCAACGGAAUGUAUCGAACAGAUGUCUACGUUAUAUGUAAAAUGCUGGCGGAUUUUCCCUUCCAGUUAUUAUACUCUUUUCUAUUCAUCGCUAUCCCCUACUACCCUAUCGGUUUUAAUCCCGACAUCAACAGAUUUCUUAUAACUGUGGCCAUAAUGGUUAUUGUAGCAAGCGUUGCCGCAUCAUUUGGAUAUUUUGUUUCUUGUCUGGCUUCGUCUCCAAAGAUAUCUUCUGCCCUCUCUGCUCCUCUGAUUAUUCCUCUGAUGCUAUUUGGAGGUUUUUUCCUCAAUAAUGGAUCAGUGCCAGUUUACUUUCAAUGGCUACGCUAUAUUUCUUGGCUUAUGUACGGUAAUAGCGCUCUAACAGUCACUCAAUGGCAGGGCGUAACAUUUGAUUCACCAUUGUGCAAUGCGAACCUCACUAUCGCUGGCCAAACAUGUACUGGAGAGGACGUCUUGAAUAGUCUCAACUUUGAACCGAUUUACUUUUACCGCGAUAUUGGAUGUUUGUUCGCACUAAUGUUCGGUUUUCGGUUCUGUGCCUAUUUGGCAUUGCUCAAGAAAACUUCCCGCUAAUACUGAUUAGUCAUGAAAUUAUGUUUUUGACUUGAUGUCACAGUUGACACAUGAUUGCUUCAUUUAAUGGUUUUAACCCUUAAUUUUUAAAAUAAUCAAAUAAACUCAGCGCGACUUUUAAAUUCUCA
Molecule: messenger RNA, 2333 nt
Organism: Daphnia pulicaria
Lineage: Eukaryota; Metazoa; Arthropoda; Branchiopoda; Diplostraca; Daphniidae
Product: protein white-like
Exons: 14
Coding region: 250-2205 (651 amino acids)
Cellular component (GO): plasma membrane
Molecular function (GO): ABC-type transporter activity; ATP hydrolysis activity; ATP binding
Source: RefSeq, a predicted model, not a curated record